CGAAGGGUUCCACCAUGGGUAACGUGUGCGGGAGUAAGCGGGAGGACACCGUAAUCGUCUACGACGAGCGCGACCGCCCUCGUCGCGUGUCCGUGUCCGAGUACUCGCACAUCAACGCCGCGCAGCAGCGCAAGCUGCAAAACAUGGGGUACGACUGCGCCCCGCCCGCCGGCUCGUACGCGCAGGGACCGAGGCGAAGCGGGGUUCGCGACGAGGUCCCGGUGGAACCCAUCCCGGAGUAUGUGGUGGACUACAGGCGCGACCAGGCGCAGCUGAGGGAGGAGCUGGAGCGAGAUAAGCUCCAGCAGCGAGAGAUGGAGGAGAGGGACAUCGCGACGGAGAGUCGCCUGGUGGUGGCGAAUGGAGAGAGGGAGGAGACCAGCCUGAUGGACCAGAACGGCGGACCCGCGCUGGCCAAGGGCGCCUCCUUCAAGGACGGCGAAUGCGUCGUGUGCCUCGACGCGGCGAGGACGCAUCUAAUGCACCCUUGCGGGCACCUGUCCAUGUGUGAGACUUGCGCCGGGGCGCUGAUGGAAAAGGUGCUGCCCAAGUGCCCGAUCUGCCGCAAGGACGUCGACAGCGUCGUGAAGGUCUGGCGAUGACGUGUCAAGGUGUAAAAAAAAGUUAAAAAGCCACGUGUAUUUCAAGCAGCGGUAUCGCAUCGACU
This is a messenger RNA of Micromonas commoda, 667 nucleotides long. RefSeq lists its product with no specific name. The record is from RefSeq and is a predicted model, not a curated record. The transcript has a single exon. NCBI's taxonomy places the organism in Eukaryota, Viridiplantae, Chlorophyta, Mamiellophyceae, Mamiellales, Mamiellaceae. The coding region runs from base 15 to 602 and encodes 195 amino acids.